AUGAUACCGAUUCAAGUGAUUUAUUACAUCGCUUUUCCAACUGUUUUCUUAUCGAUCAGUGGAGCUGAAACCACUAAAAAUACUAAGAAUGUUCAUACUGAUUUCAUUAUUAUUGGCUAUUCAUGGCAAUAUGCUACAAAUGAUGAAAGUCUUCGUAAAUUUGUUGACCAAUUCGGACUACCCCCCAGAAAGAAUGAAACUCAAAUAUUCCGGAUCAUAACGCGUGAAAUGGAAAAAUGGAAAGAUCUGUUAGAAAGUCACAUCGACGUAUAUGUGGAACUGACACCUUGGCUACAAGAACAAACAGUAAUAAAUAUUUAUAAGACGUGUGAUGAAAUGAACUUAGCUGAAUUCACAUUGCUCCACGACAUUGUUAACACGACAAGGAACAGUAUACUUAUUAUUGACUCUGACAGCAAGUCAAGCGAUCGAAUUAAUAUUUUGAUGCGAUUCGCAAGUAAAUGCAAUCUUUGUGCUCAAUCGAUUGGAAAAGUUUCUUCAACCAUUUACUUCUGUAAUAACGCAGUGAACAGCAACUGGAUAAACAAGAUAGGAAGACCAUGUCAUGCAGCAAUUUCGUCAGUACCCAAUGGCUUAAAACGUGAGAAUACUAUCUAUUCUUUGAUACCUCGGAUUUUCGCAUCCGCUACUGAGCACAAAUAUCACGGUUGUUUUUAUCACAGCACACAACAAUCACACGUAGCAUGCAAAACAUAUCAGGAUUCACAAAGUCACUAUGUGCUCAACAGACACCGAAGAAAGCACCAUAUUUAUGCUAAAAAGUACAAACUUUUAAAGCUACAUCGGGAACAAGAAGCCAAGCGGAAGAUUCGAAAAGAAACAUCUGAUAUUUUGGAAGUGCCGAUUGGAAGACGGAAGUUGCUUUGCAAGUACCGGAAAUCCUGUUAUAAGACAGGAAUUAUCCCGGACACGUGGAAUAUACACAAUGUUUUACCACGGUUUAUGAAUCUAUAUGGACAAAAAGAAAAAGAAACCGAAAUGCAAAAAGGGAAUAAAAAUGAUGAGAAAGAAGAGAUUAGCGAGGCAGAACUGAAACUUCUAUGUCGUUAUCGUAAAUCGUGUUACAAAGAAGUGGGCGCUGAGAUUGAGAAAAGUGCUUCGAAGGUUCAAUCAGGACCCAUUUUUUCUCGUGUUACCACCAUUCUAGCAGUAACGAAACAAAAAUCAACUAAAGAAAUUGCCAAAAUGGCCCUUACAGAAGCAGAAGACAAAGAAAGAAUUGCAGCACUGCGACCUACACCAAAAAAAGUAAUUAUUGAUAGGGAUCUUAAUCAAAUCAAAGAAAAAAUGACGAAACGACUAGCUUGCAAAUAUCGGAAAUCCUGCUAUGAUAGCGGUGUUCUUCCAAAAAUCGAUACACCAUUCGACAAUUUAUUCCAAAAAUUAUAUAAUUUUCUAAGACGAAGAAAUCAGCAAACGGGCAUACAAGAUACUCACAAGGAUUUUAACGAUCUUAAUGAUAACGAAAAGAGAGUUUAUUGCAAGUAUCGGAAGUCCUGCUACAAUACUGCUCAAAAACCUGUAAUAAACAGUAGCGAAAUUUUCAAAUACAUGCAUAUUGUUAAAAAAUUUGAAGAAGUGAUCCCUUUAAAGAUACGUUGCAAAUACCGAAAAUCGUGCUAUGACACUGGAAUUUUACCGGACCUCAAAAAAAAAGUUAACAAAGAAACGCAACCAGUGGUACCAAUGCAAAUAGUUACAUCAUUGUAUCACUUUAAAACACUCUGUAAAUAUAGAAAAAGUUGUUAUAAACGAAAAGCUGAAGAGCAACACAAUUUAAAUGUUGGACUACUUGAUAAAAUUAAAACACUCGACAAGGAUGAGUCAGAAUGGAAAAAAGAAAACGGAAAAGAUCAGAAAAUUAUUAAACCAUUUCAGAAAGAGGCCAUACUCAAAUCUGAGAAAGCUGAGGAAUCAAAUACAUCCAAAAAAAUGGAACGCGAUUUCGAAACGAAGACUAAUAAUAAAAAACUGACCAAAAAAUCGAAAGUUUUUCUCCCUGAAUUGGAGGAGAAGAAAAUAGCAGCAACAACAGGAAAUGAGAAAUUUGAAAAAACUGUGCAUAAAUCAAAGAAAAAAAAGACCAAAGAUCUAAGUGAAGAAACACCAGUGGAGCUGGCAAAGAAGGAUCAGAAGACUGCUUCAUCAACAACAAUUACGAAACAAUCGAUAACAGAGAAGAAGGCUCCGGAACGUGUAAGACCUAAAAAAGAGAGACUGAAAGCUGAAAAAGUACAGAAGGACGAAAAAAUUAUAAAGGAAAAAAAAAAUUUAAUUAAGAAAAAAGGUUCUGGAAAGAAACCACUAUCGACAGCAACAGAAGAACCAUUAGUUAUCAAGAUAAUACAACCAGUAUUCUCACAAGCUGAGAACAUAACACCUCUAAGGGAUGUGAAUAUCUACGACAAAAGUUUAAGUCCAAUAGCCAUCAAGCUCUUAUGCAAGUACCGUAAAUCAUGUUAUCAGGACGGUAAACUGCUGCUAAUCAAAACCGAAAAGGCAACACUACAUAAUUUCCAAGAAAAGGAAGACCACAGAUCGCUAGAAAUACGAUGCAAAUACCGAAAAUCGUGUUAUGAAACGGGUAAAUUACCAGAAAAUCUUCAAGGAAACUUAAUGACCAGACAUCUGACCGAAGAGAAGAAAGAAUAUCUCCCACUUACACUGAGGUGUAAGUAUCGAAAAUCAUGUUACGAAACCGGAAAACUGCCACCAAUCGAAAUAAACCCAUUUGGAUUCUCAGUGAUUCAAAUUAUAAACGAAUAUAAAAAUAGACAGUCUGUCAAAGAGAAACUAAGUAAAGAACAAUUAAAACUACGCUGCAAAUACCGGAAAUCAUGCUAUGAAUCGGGUAAACUUCCACCACAUUUAAAUCAUAUGGAAUACGUAGUCAGUACCUCUGUCAAACAGUACGAGAACCUACAGCUAAAAUGCAAGUACCGCAAAUCGUGUUAUAAAAGCAUGGAAUUGGACAUAAAACUAGACAGAGUCCGUAAAAAGGAAGAACAGAAAAAAAUGCAGGAAGGAAUAGUAAAAGCGCCGCACCAAACGAAACCGGAAACUAAACACAAAGAAAAAGAUCAAAAAAAGAAGGUGCAAGGGGAAGUUGCGAAUGAGGAAAACAAGCGAACACCUAAAAAAAAAAGUAAAGAGUCUAAAUUUGAGGCUAAAGAACACGAGUACAUGCAGAUAGAGCCACUCGAUUCACAACCACGACAAAUAGAAAUCAAACUACGACUGCUAAAUAAUACACAAAAGCUUAAAUGCAAAUAUAGACUAAAAUGCUACAAUGGUGUGCCGCUGCACCAGGCUGUUGAAGAGGAAAAAAUUGAAAAGCAACGACAAUUAAGUAUUAAAGAUUUUCGCCGUGCAAAUGGCGCUAUUUGCAAUAUAUAUUAUAUAUCAUGCCGGAAAAAGGCUGGUUUGCCUAUUCUUGAACGUGCACCAAUAGGGCCGAAUGGGCGACGUCUCUGCCGGAAAAAGAAAAAAGAAGAAUUACUGAUUAGAUAUAAAUAG
Molecule: messenger RNA, 3537 nt
Organism: Acanthocheilonema viteae
Lineage: Eukaryota; Metazoa; Nematoda; Chromadorea; Rhabditida; Onchocercidae
Source: the annotation of a GenBank genome assembly